AUGGGUUUACCUGACAUCGUAUACAGCUUCGUCUUUAUUGUGGCAGCUGAUUUAAGAAACCAAACUAAACGCAAACUUCAUCAGACAGCAGACUCAUCUCCAAAGUCACCUAUUUUUGGUGGAUACAUAGCAGCUACAGGAUUGAUAACUGUGAUCACUACAGUCAUUGCAAAUUUUAUUUUAUUUGAGAAUAGAUCCACAGCUCUUUCAUGGAUAAUGGACCUAAUUUUCAUUGCUCUAGGACUUAUAUCAUUUGCUCAGUUCUUUUUUAAUAAGCAAAGCGCCUCAAGUGACGAAAAAUCAAAAGCGCUAAUUAAUCCUGGUAAAGGUUCUGGGGUAUUUUUCAAAACUUUUGCGUAUACAAGUUUAUUUGAAUGGAUCAAUAAGCCAUCAUUGGUGUUGCUUCCAAUGGGAUAUUACUGGUCAUUUGUUUUCGUUCUAAUUGGUUCGUUUUUGGGCUACCUUUUUAAUGGGUAUUUAGCUAUUAACCAUGGAGUGUUUGGAAUUUCAAAGUACGCUACAGUAAUAUUUGGAGGAUUAUGCAUUCUAGUUGGAGUCUUAAAUAUUUUAUUCUAA
This is a messenger RNA of Blepharisma stoltei, 576 nucleotides long. Lineage: Eukaryota; Ciliophora; Heterotrichea; Heterotrichida; Blepharismidae. The record is from the annotation of a GenBank genome assembly.